UUCCCACUUCACACUCUCAUGUCGCUGUGGUACAGAGACCCACCGAGUCCGAGUCCUCUCCACCUCUGCUCAAAGACUCACUGGAUAUUUACGUGUUUACAGGUUCGCGCUCAUCGCCCUCUACUGGUCAACCAGGGGAUUGAACAGAUGUGAUUUUUGGAAGACAAUAAUCACAGGAAGUUCCUUCUUCACAGCAGCAGAAGGAACAUUUUGUCUUUUAUUUUAGUUAAAGUUUUUAAGACUAAAAUGCAUCAUCAGAGGACUAAAUGACGCCUUCUCUGUGGAUCUAAUUCAUUUCAAAGGUGAUUUUUUUUUAUUAAAAAGGGAGAAGUGACUUUUUUCUGGAAGCAAAAAAAAAAAAAGAAAUGUCCACAGAGUCUUUACAAGCUGCCUACGCUGUCAUGGCUCCGUCCGCCGUCCCGCUGCCCCCCUCCACAGGAAACCUGCUCCAGAUGUUCCGCGCGUACCAGAGCAACGCGGUCAUCAUCGAGCACUACAACUACACGGGCAAGCUGAAUAAGAACAAAUACAAAGACGGGCUCUCCCCAGAGGGCAUCGUCUUCCUGCUCGUCUGCCUCCUCAUAGUCGCCGAGAACGCCGUGGUGCUCGUGGCGAUCUGGAAGAACAAGAAGUUCCACUUGCCGAUGUACUACCUGCUGGGAAAUCUGACUUUGUCCGACCUGCUGGCGGGUUUCACCUACAUGGUCAACAUCAUCAUGUCGGGCGCCAACACCUUAAACAUGACCCCGGUGAUGUGGUUCCUCAGGGAGGGGGGCGUGUUCAUCAUGCUGGCGGCGUCCGUCAUCAGCCUGCUCGCCAUUGCCAUCGAGCGCCACGUCACCAUGGUGAGGAUGAAGCCGUACCAAGGGGACAAACAGGGCCGGAUGUUCGCUCUGAUCGGGGCGAGCUGGGUUCUGUCGGUGCUCCUCGGGAUCCUCCCGGUCCUCGGCUGGAACUGCAUCGGCCAGCUGGACCGCUGCUCCACCGUCCUCCCGCUCUACGCCAAGAGCUACGUCCUCUUCUGCAUCACCGUCUUCAGCGCCAUCCUCAUGUCCAUCGUGGUGCUCUACGUGCGCAUCUUCCGCAUCGUCAAGUCCAACACGCAUCGCCUCGCCUCGGUCCCCCAGCGCAAAGGCCUCUACAGGAAGUCGCAGAAGUACAUGGCGCUGCUGAAGACGGUCACCAUCGUCCUGGGAGUCUUCAUCGCCUGCUGGCUGCCGCUCUUCAUCUUCCUGCUGCUGGACUUCUGCUGCCCAGCCAAGAGCUGCGCCGUGCUCUUCAAGGCAGACUACUUCCUGGGCAUGGCCAUGCUGAACUCCCUCCUGAACCCGAUCAUCUACACGCUGACCAGCAAGGACAUGAGGCGGGCGAUCCUCCGGCUGCUCUGCCGGCGCUGCCUGCUCACCAAAGACGGCCAGGUGAAGAAGAUCGGGAUGCCCUUCCUCGAGUGCAGCACGAGUAAGACGGACGCCGCCUCGCACAGACUGGAGGGGGUGGAGACCACGGUGUCCUCGGGGAACUUCACCCCCUCCACCAUCAAGGCCAUUUACCCCCGAAUGUCCAAAACGUGACACGGGCAACUCGCCCAACAAACUGAGAGCGAACACUCUGUUGGUGUUUCUUUAUGAGCUGAUCCAGUCACAGAACGUUUCCUGUCGCACUCUGCCACAGUUUUGGGUUUGAACCUUCAUGCAGUGACGGAUACAAAAACAGAAAAACCUCGGGCACAGACGUGAAAAAGUCCCCCCUUAACCCCCCCCCCACACACACAUCUGAACCAAACUCCUGACACAAAAUGGCAUCAAACGGCACGACAGUUUCAGCUGUUUCAUCUUUUAUAGUUUUGUGUCUUUGUGUUGUUAUUCUGUCACCGUCUAUCAUCAUUAACCCUCAUGCAUCAUUAUGGACAUUGUUGUCCAUUUGGUCAAAUGUUUCCUCUUCAUCUGGUCAUCAUUUUGUCUGUUAGUGCAUAUGGCACACAUUUUUUAUAAGAAAGUCUCUCUUGACACAUUGUGGAACGCACAUUUUAUUUUUUUAAUAGAUCAAUAGAACACUGAAACAUGUUCACUACCCUCAGAAGUCAUUAAGGACAAAAAU
Labrus bergylta (ballan wrasse) is the source of this 2097-nucleotide messenger RNA. RefSeq names its product sphingosine-1-phosphate receptor 5a (gene s1pr5a). Gene Ontology annotation, cellular component: plasma membrane; cytoplasm. The record is from RefSeq and is a predicted model, not a curated record. Gene Ontology annotation, molecular function: sphingosine-1-phosphate receptor activity. NCBI's taxonomy places the organism in Eukaryota, Metazoa, Chordata, Actinopteri, Labriformes, Labridae. Gene Ontology annotation, biological process: regulation of metabolic process; adenylate cyclase-activating G protein-coupled receptor signaling pathway.